This is a messenger RNA of Limanda limanda (common dab), 2888 nucleotides long. Its product is annotated as glucocorticoid-induced transcript 1 protein-like. The transcript has 8 exons. The record is from RefSeq and is a predicted model, not a curated record. NCBI's taxonomy places the organism in Eukaryota, Metazoa, Chordata, Actinopteri, Pleuronectiformes, Pleuronectidae. The coding region runs from base 96 to 1337 and encodes 413 amino acids.
UCUCCACAGAGCCCCCCACUCUUCACCCUCAAGGCCGGACCACGACCCCCACAUCGCCGCAGAGACCCCCAGCUCCGACCCGGUUCGACCCAGACAUGUCCGGCCGAACUGGGGCUCCACAGCCCCUCAAGGCCACCGUACCGUACCAGCUGACCGGCAGACCCCGGACCCAGCACCGGGAGGGGAAGUCCGCUGGAACCACCACCACACUGCACCAGCUGAGCUCUGGCAUGAGGCGGACCAUGUCCCUGGACGCCAUCAUCGGACCCUACCUGCAGGGACACUGGCCCAAAGAACCAGAGGGACAGAGCAGCCCCUCGUGCAAAGACAAAUCCACUCAGACACCAGACUCGUGGUCAGAUGGGUCUCAGAGCCGGAGAGGCAGCAGCAGCGGCAGCCACAAGCGAUCAGCAUCAUGGAGCAGUGAUGAACAUCUGCGGGAGAUUGCUAAACUAAAACAACAGCUGCAGCAGCGCAACAGACCUGCGCUCUCAGGGGGACACGACAAAAACUCCCAGCGAGGGUAUCCUCAGAGGAGCUGCAGCCUAGGAACCACCCAGACUCAGUCGGUUCCCAUCCCCCUCGCUCCCUUGUCUACGCUGGUCCCUCGACUGCGCUGCAGCGUGGAGGGCCUCAACCAGGAGCUGGAGGGCAUGUUCAUCUGCCAGCCGCUGCAUCCUCAGCACAGGCUCCUCGAGGUGCCUGAUGGUCACCGGGCUCCGGUCCCUCGACUGAGCUGCAGCAGUGGUUCCCAGAGUGACCCCAUAACCCCAACCCUGUCUUCAUGCUCCCCCUCCCCCUGCUCCUCUCCCUGCUACAUCUCCUCCUCCCCACCCUACUCUGGAGAGGCCCCUGUGGACCGGCAACAAGGUUCCACAGACAGCGCAGAGAUGUGCCUCCUGUCUAAGUUCUCCUGCCAGAACGAGGCGGACCUCCCCCUGCCGCUGCUGAUCUCCUCGUCUCCAGGACCCAACAAAAGCUCCUGCUUCCAGCGAGAACCUCCAGAAGGCUGCGAGAAGGUCCGAGUCUGGGAGGAGACCAGCACUCGAAGCCAAUCAAAGCCAACCCUCUUCUCCUCCUGCCCGGACCCCAACAAGGUCAACUUCACCCCCCACGGGGGCUCAGCCUUCUGGCCCGUCAGCCUCCUGAGGCCCCUGCUCCCCUCCAUGGACCUGUUGUUCCGCAGCCUCGCCAUCUCCCCAGCAGGCAGCUGCUCAAACCAGGGUACGAUUUCCUGUCAGGCGGCGUCCUCUGAGAACCCUUCUGCUGCUUCAGAUCCUCCGGCUGCUGCCGCUGCCACCGUGGGAGAAAGCUCCGGUCGGGCCUUCGCUUUCUGAUCAAUGCUGCAGAUUGAUUUCUGAAGAGUUUGUAUAAUGCAAAUCUUUGAGUCUUCUGGGUCAGAUUUAUCCCAGUUGCUUUAUUUUAGGAAGGUCCCAUUGCUUUUCUACGCAGGUAUAAAAAAAAAACGUGUUAAAAAAAAAAAAUAUAGAAAGAAAUUGAAUAUGAUACUCAUGCAUGAUCCAAAGCUUUGCUUUAUACGUUACUUGUGUCAGGUUUCCAGGCAUCGUGACAUCUCUAAAUUAAGAGCUUUAUAGUUGAGACUUUUCAUUAUCCAAAGAUUUAGUUUUGGCCAAACCAGAGUGUGAGCAACGGCUCAUUUUUCUCUUACACGAUCUGAGAUGUGAUUCGUUGACUGAUUUGCUGCACAGAUUUUUCCGUUUCCCCAAAGAAGCCAUGAUAUAGACUUUUUAUUUGAUGCUGGUUAUAAAACCCUUGACUGUGGUGUGCCUCUCGGUCUAAAAUGUUGAGAGUUUGGGUCCAGUCAGAAAAACACAUUGGGAAUACGUUUGUUUUUAAGCAUUUAAAGAUAUUUAUCUGCGAUUCUCCUUAGAUUUUUUUCACCUAACACGACCCUUCAGCUGUUGCUGGUGUACAAAGCAUGACAAAUCAGUUUGGUACUUCUUUUUUUUUUUUUUUACCUGAUUUGAAAAUGAACUUUUUGUUAGCUGUAGACUGAAGGGAAUAUUCCAGUUGUCUGACUUGGGGACAUUCAGUACCUGAAGGCUUCAGCUUCUUGCAUUCCUGCUUCAAACGUUGAUCCGAUGUUGUUUUUUUUGUAUCUCGUUAACUUGCAAAAAAAGGUAACUUGUACACAUGUUAAAGGAUGAAAACCUGCUAUUCCUCUAUGUUCUAGAUGUGUGCUUGACUGUAUGUUUAUAGUUUGGAGGUUUCACAGCCUAGUUGACUACCUAACCAGUUUUAGUGGUGUAGAUUUGUCAUCAAGUGUUUUUCUUUGACCAUGUUCUCUUUUUCAUCUGCCAUGCUGAUGUUCAGAUUGAGGUUUAUUUCUGGUAGACAUGUUUGCACAAAUUGAACUGCUACGUUUGAGUCGCAAUUCUUAGUUUUAUAUCCACUUUUUGUACUUCAUUGUAAAUUGUAGUAAUGUGUAUUUUCUACACCUUUUUUUCCAAUUACCUGCAACAUAAGCUAUAAAACAGUUACUUUUAGUUUCAUUCUGUCAGUAUAAGUGAGGCGGGUGUUACAUGAGAUGUUGUAUCAGGUGGAUUUUUAUGCACUUCCAGGAGAGGCUUUUUUAUUUGGAGGAAACGCUUGUGAAUCCUGGGUUUAUUGUGUCUGACAGGAGUUUUGUUAAUGGGUGUGUGUCUGUGUGUGUGUGUGUGUGCACGUUGAUGGGAAGGUAACUAGUCUGACUGUUCGACUAACUUCUGCUAGUUUUAGUGUCCUGGUGAAUUGCUGAUGCAUUUAAACAUUGUCUUUUUCCAAAUAAGCCUCAAGGUCAAUGUUUAUUGAGUCUGCAAAGAAUCCAGGGACGUGCUGUUAUCUCAGGUUCUGUGUUCUGUCCACAUAAAUAAAUAUUAUUGAUUAUU